ACCCCAACAUUACCGCUGCCUUAGGCGUCGGCACUCUUUGACCAGGAGCCCCUCUAGUGAGGAGUACCUCAUCUCUCGAAGGCCUCCUCUUCUGGAGCUUUGAUGGUACGGGCGCAGGUACCUGGGAAAUAGUUGUAGUGGGCGUGACAGAUCGUUGUGGCAAUCUACCAGUAGGUGCACGGCGGGGGUACGGCGGUUGUUCCUCCAUCUUCCUUGGAAGAUUGGAAUGUGAUUUAUAGGUAGCCAUGUUGGGCAAUUCGGUGCGACACGGGUAAAGACUGUGCGCAACGAUAGACCAGGCCCUGUAUACCAAAAGCUUGUAUGUGCUGAGCAGCUCAUAGAGACAUCGGUAUGGUCAACAAGAAGGCGACUUCGGGCGCCAAAAAGGUCGAUGUUGGGGUAUGCUAGUCGAGUCCGCUCUUGGUGUCGUCAGCAACGUUCAGCUCAGGGUGCUUCCGGACGUUUAUUUGGUGUGUGCUGUGUGUAGCUUUCGGAUUACCCAGAGUACUGGAAGCCUGGGGGUGGCGAAUCUGACUAGACUUCAGGUACAUCGGGCGGGAGCCGCGCCAUUUAAGACGGCUAACAAUUUACUACGCAAUUCCCAAAUGUCCAGCAAAAACUCGGUGAGGACUGGUCACUCUUGCUCCAACUACGCCACCCUACGGCGGUUCCGAGUGAGUCGUGGCGUUCGCAAAACCGUUGCGAGGCGAGCAGACGCUCAAGGACGGGCCAGCGAGGGAGGAUAUAACUUGGGAGCUGUAGCUCACGCGCCCGUGUUGGUCUCCACGGUCCUUCGUCGGCCACGGACCGGGAGCUCCAAGGGACUCCUAGCUCAACGAUCAAAAGGACACCUAGGGGAUAAUUUGGUCGUUGGAUGGGCGCGUCCGGACUUGCUGACUCUACUGUCUGACAAGUUCAAGCGGGGUUUAGGUCUGAUAUAUGGCGUGCGGCCCAACACGACCCUCAGGAACGAGAAGCGGCGCUCUCCUGGCCAGGGACGAAAGGCUCGCGGGUCCGGGGCAUUGCCGUCUAGCAGAGCGCUUGCGCUUAGAGGGCGGGUAGAGAGGUCUCAGCGAAAGAGGCCAUCCACCACGCACAGACGGGAUGCUGGAGGCGUGACUAGACGAGAGUCGAGUGCCAGCGAUUGGGUGUCAGUACUCUCACUAGCCAUCGGGUUUUCCCACAAUAUCAUGCGACUGCCGACGAUCAAAAGCAAUAGCCAUCUUGAGAGUCCACUUUUCCUCGUUGGUGGAGACCAGACGACUCAAUCGCAGCUGAGGUAUGAUAAUUGACGAGUCGCAGUAUGUGCUGGCUUUUGGAAGAGAUACUUCAGUAAAGCCACUGUCCUGCUCAGCCAAAGCACGAGAAAGCCUACUUUACAGCGUCCACCAGCCGACUCUCAACAGAACAUCA
Messenger RNA from Paraphaeosphaeria sporulosa, 1413 nucleotides. RefSeq lists its product as uncharacterized. Lineage: Eukaryota; Fungi; Ascomycota; Dothideomycetes; Pleosporales; Didymosphaeriaceae. The coding region runs from base 402 to 1292 and encodes 296 amino acids. The transcript is spliced from 4 exons. The record is from RefSeq and is a predicted model, not a curated record.